Molecule: messenger RNA, 1224 nt
Organism: Dendrobium catenatum
Lineage: Eukaryota; Viridiplantae; Streptophyta; Magnoliopsida; Asparagales; Orchidaceae
Product: probable xyloglucan endotransglucosylase/hydrolase protein 23
Exons: 3
Coding region: 232-1095 (287 amino acids)
Biological process (GO): xyloglucan metabolic process; cell wall biogenesis
Cellular component (GO): cell wall; apoplast
Molecular function (GO): hydrolase activity, hydrolyzing O-glycosyl compounds; xyloglucan:xyloglucosyl transferase activity
Source: RefSeq, a predicted model, not a curated record
UUCAUCCACCCCGCGUACUGCAUCCAGACUGCUGCCAGCUAACACAUCCCGGUGACAAGAUAAGUGCGAAGAAGAUAGCUAGGAAGUCUCCAAUGUCCUCACAGCGCGUUUUAGACUCCUAUAAAGGCCCUUCACCCUCACUUCCGACCUCUUCAUCCAAAUUAACCAGCCCCGCCCCCAGCCCCUUAUUUGAUUUGCAUCCCCUCCUCCGCCUUCUAAUUGAAGCUUCAUAUGAUGACUACCUCUUCAAUGGUCAAUUCGCUUCUGCUUCCAAUAUUUGCGUGCGCUUUGCUUGUUGCUACGCUCUCCGCCGCCGCCGCAGGAAGCUUCAACAAUGACUUCGACAUUACUUGGGGCGACGGUCGAGCGAAAAUACUCAAUAACGGGCAGCUGUUGACUCUUUCUCUGGACAAGGCUUCAGGCUCGGGCUUCCAGUCCAAGAGCGAGUAUCUCUUCGGCAAGAUUGACAUGCAGCUCAAGCUUGUCCCCGGCAAUUCCGCAGGCACCGUCACCGCCUACUAUCUAUCGUCUCAGGGGCCGACACAUGAUGAGAUCGAUUUCGAGUUCCUUGGGAACCUUAGCGGCGACCCUUACACGUUGCACACCAACGUGUUCACGCAGGGGAAGGGCAAUCGGGAGAUGCAGUUCAAGCUCUGGUUCGAUCCCACCAAGGAUUUCCACACCUACUCUGUUAUCUGGAAUCCCCAGCAAAUUAUAUUCAUGGUGGACGGGACGCCCAUAAGGGUAUUCAGGAAUUUGGAGACGAGAGGGGUUUCAUUCCCAAAGAGUCAGGCCAUGAGGAUCUACUCCAGCCUCUGGAACGCCGACGACUGGGCCACCCGUGGAGGGCUCAUCAAGACGGAUUGGAACAACGCGCCAUUUACAGCUUCUUACCAAGGCUUCAACGCCGACGCCUGCGUUUGGAUCGGCGGCGGAUCAAGAUGCAGUGGGGCUGGAACUUGGAUGGAUUACGAGAUGGAUGUGACGAGCCAGAAGAGGAUGUCGUCGGUGCAGAGUAAUUACAUGAUCUACAACUACUGUACCGAUCGCAAACGAUUCCCACAAGGGUUGCCAACUGAGUGCACCAUCAACUGAGAAGUGUGAAGUUAAAUAGCUGCUUUGUAUUAUAGAUAAUUCUUUUAUUCUUAAAUUUGUAUUGAGAUUCUUUGAUCGCGUCAGAGUCUAUUUUUUUCCCUAAAUUAUUAAUAAAUUAUAAUCUUUUUU